Molecule: messenger RNA, 1508 nt
Organism: Sciurus carolinensis (gray squirrel)
Lineage: Eukaryota; Metazoa; Chordata; Mammalia; Rodentia; Sciuridae
Product: alveolar macrophage chemotactic factor
Exons: 4
Coding region: 142-486 (114 amino acids)
Biological process (GO): inflammatory response; neutrophil chemotaxis; chemokine-mediated signaling pathway
Cellular component (GO): extracellular region
Molecular function (GO): CXCR chemokine receptor binding; chemokine activity
Source: RefSeq, a predicted model, not a curated record
UUUCCUUCCUGGGGGAAGGGAUGAAUGCAGAUAAAAGGAGUGCAAAGGGCUUGAGAAAGUCACAGUGCUCUGGAGCCUCAAAUCUCCGCACCUCUUCCACGCUACCAACCCGCGCUCCCUCGCUGCGCUCUUCUGUCCACGAUGCGUCUCCUGCCCAGCCUCUCUGCCGGCGUCCCCCGCCCUUCCCGGUCGCUGUGCGCGCUGCUGGCGCUGCUGCUGCUGCUGACGCCGCCAGGGCCCCUUGCUAACGCUGGUCCGGUAGCAGCUGUGGUGAGAGAACUGCGUUGCAUUUGCUUAACCACCACGCCCGGAGUUCACCCCAAAAUGAUCACUAAUCUCCAGGUGAUCGCCGCAGGCCCACAGUGCUCCAAGGUGGAAGUGGUAGCCUCCCUGAAGAACGGGAAGGAAGUCUGUCUGGACCCCGAGGCCCCUUUGAUCAAGAAAGUUGUCCAGAAAAUUUUGGACAGUGGAAACAAGAAAAAUUAAGAGAAAGGAACACGCAUUGGAAGGACUGUCCAGCUUUCAGCCGAGCAGUUUUCCAAGAGAGUCUCUGGACCAGUGAAGACAAGAAGAAAUGGAUGACUUUUUUCCCCCAGUAGUUUUCUUUGUGGAUUCCCUGCUUUGAAAGGGACAGGGAAACCUGUUUGUUCCUCAAGUUUUUUUGCUCGGUUUAUGAAGUAUUUAUCAUAGUAUUUCCUGCUAUUUGCUCUUAUUUUACCUGCUAUAUUACCGGAAGCUUUGAAAACUAUUUUGUGAACCAAGAAUUAUUGGUGGUUGAUCUCUCAAAGUGUCUUGAAUUGAAGGUGACUUCUGCACUGAGAAUACAUUCCUAUGGUGUUCAUGAAGAUUUUGGAUUUAACAAAUGAAUGUUUUGUUAGAAUGCUGUUGAGGGAAAGACACUCUUAUCCUCAUUCUUCCCAUGAAAUAGGAAAUAUUUUAGUGUGAUUUCUUGGAUAAUAUGUUACAGAACUUUUUUACUCUUGACUCUUAUUAUUUAAGUUAUAUAUAUUAGAAAACUGGGUGUGUCAUACAAUAAUGUGUAGAAUAUAUUUCCUUAUUUAGAAUUUCUAAAUGUUUAAAUUCUAUAAGGGAUAAUAUAUUCUCUUCCUAUAAUUUUAGACAUUUGAUGUCUUCUUAGUAUGGCAUAAUGUCAUGACUUACUCAUUAAACUUUGAUUUUAUGUGCUAUUUAUUAACUAUUUUAUUAACCAAACUGUAAUCCAGGUCACUAAAUACUUGUUUAGAACAGAUGAAGACAAGAAACAGGUGAAUUCCUGACUUCUAGUUUUUAUAGGAAUGCAUAUUUUAGUUUUUCUAAGUGAAAGCAAAAACAUCAAUCUGUACUCCGAAAGUUUUGAAAACAUAUUUGGCACAUUUGAAUAUUAAUUCAUCAUUUAGCCAUCCCAAAAUAUAUACCAUUGCUAAGAUAUUUACAUGCUGAUAAUGUAUCUUUUAAAGGUUUGGACCAUUCUGUUAUAUGUAUUUAUACAGCAUAUUCACUAUAUUAAA